GAUUAGCAACUAAUUCCACAUUUUAAAGUAGUUUUCAGACGCGGCCGGGACAGCAGCUGUGACCUGAAGUUAGGCGCUCCCGACUUGUUUGGCCUGCACCAAGUUCAUGAGCUAAAAAUGUGGAUUUUGUACCCUCCGGCCCAAGAAGAAGGGUCCGGGGGUAGGCUGAUGGCGGAUCCCUGAGUACGCACUUAAUUGCAAUGUAUUAGGUGCGGCCAAAUAUGUCGGUACGGAGUCUACACUUGACGCCUGUGAGGUCGGUACUUUAUUAUUUGCGUAUUAAAAAUAAGCAAAGAAUCCGAGAGCGCCAAGCGUGAGAGACAAGCCCGACUUCCAAGCUCUGAACCGACUAACUUAUCGCAGAAGACCCUGGGCCUUGAUUUCUUUUCCAUCUAGUUUCCAUCUAGUCUCCUACCAACAUCUUCGGUCAGACGUUGCGCCCCUGGAUUCUCAGCGGGUCCGGGGUGAUGGGGGGUCCAAUUCGCCGGGGAGUCCGCCCUCCAGCCGCCGGAGGCGGGACAGCGUGGGCGCCGCUCUAGCCCUCCGGCGAAGGCGCCCGCAUCUUGCUGGUGUGACGCACUUCCGGGGCGGGGAGAGAAAGAUGGCGGCGCCCAUCGAGGUAGCCGUGUGUACAGACUCGUCCGCCCAGUUGUGGAGCUGCGUCGUAUGGGAGCUCCACUCGGGCGCUAACCUGCUCACGUACCGCGGCGGCCAGGCUGGGCCCCGUGGUCUGACGCUGCUCAAUGGCGAAUACCUGCUGGCGGCGCAGCUGGGCAAGAACUACAUCAGCGCCUGGGAGCUGCAACGGAAGGACCAGCUCCAGCAGAAGAUCAUGUGCCCCGGGCCUGUUACCUGUCUGACCACAUCGCCCAAUGGCCUCUAUAUGUUGGCAGGGAUUGCAGAGAGCAUAUACCUGUGGGAGGUCUCCACAGGGAACCUCCUAGUCAUCCUGAGCCGCCACUACCAGGACAUCUCCUGCCUGCAGUUCACAGGGGACAGCAGCCACUUCCUCUCGGGCGGCAAGGACUGCCUGGUGCUGGUGUGGAGCCUGUGCAGUGUGCUGCAGGUGGACUCCUCCAGGACCCCAGCCCCCCGGCAUGUUUGGUCCCACCAUACCCUCCCCAUCACAGACAUGCACUGUGGCUUUGGGGGUCCCUUGGCCCGGGUGGCCACAGCAUCGCUGGACCAGACGGUGAAGUGUCUGUGGAGCCCCAUCCCAUAUCCCGCCUGCCCCCAGCUGUGGGAGAUCUCCUCGGGCGAGCUGCUGCUCUCUGUGCUCUUUGACGUGGGCAUUGUGGCUGUGACCAUGGACCUAGCUGAGCAUCACAUGUUCUGCGGUGGCAGUGAGGGCUCCAUCUUCCAGGUCGACCUCUGCACCUGGGUCUUUGAGCCAAUUGGGCUCUGCCCCAGCCCAUCACCCCAAUGCCCUGGGGCCCCCAGGGCUGAGGUACAACUGUAUCCCUCUGCUCACUGCCCCUCGGCCUCCACAGCCUGGACAGAGCGAGAAGAGCUUCCAGUCAGAACAGGACAGCGGGAAGGUGUUCAAAGGCCACAGACCUGUGUCCCCAGGAACCAGGUGACCUGCCUGUCAGUGUCCACUGAUGGCAGCGUGCUGCUCUCCGGCUCACAUGACGAGACCGUGCGCGUCUGGGACAUCCAGAGCAAGCAGUGCAUCAGGACAGUGACCCUCAAAGGUCCCGUGACCAACGCCUUCAUUAUGCUGGCGCCGGUCAGCAUGCUGAGCUCCGACUUCCGGCCCAGCCUGCCCCUGCCACACUUCAACAAGCACCUGCUGGGCGCUGAGCAUGGGGAUGAGCAGCGCCGCGGGGGCCUUACUCUGCGCCUGGGCCUCCACCAGCAGGGAUCGGAGCCCAGCUACCUGGAGCGGGCAGAGCAGCUGCACAUGGUAAUGUGCAGCACAAUGGAAAAGAAUGUGCUGGGCGGCCAGGACCAGCUGAGGAUCCGAAUCACGGAGUUGGAAGACGAGGUCCAGAACCUGCGCAAGAUCAAUCGAGACCUGUUUGACUUCUCCACGCGCAUCAUUACUCGGCCUCCAAAAUGAGUGCAAGGACCAGACUUCUACCCAGGGACAGCCCGGCAGAGCCCCCCAUCCUGGGGCCACUGGGCCAAAGCCCCCAGACCAACAGCUCUGUUACAAGCUCUCCUUUCCCUGGUUCCGUGUUUGGAUUGUUACUUGCAUGAGGAGUCGUUUUGUCUGUGUUGAUCCACUCGUGUCUGUUGUGUCCAGUUGGUGCUAUUUUGUUAACAAAAGAUCUAAAAGUC
Molecule: messenger RNA, 2283 nt
Organism: Myotis myotis
Lineage: Eukaryota; Metazoa; Chordata; Mammalia; Chiroptera; Vespertilionidae
Gene: WDR18
Product: WD repeat domain 18
Exons: 10
Coding region: 602-2062 (486 amino acids)
Biological process (GO): DNA-templated DNA replication; rRNA processing
Cellular component (GO): nuclear pre-replicative complex
Molecular function (GO): protein binding
Source: RefSeq, a predicted model, not a curated record